This is a messenger RNA of Gavialis gangeticus (Gharial), 1077 nucleotides long. It is a transcript of the gene DMRTB1, whose product is annotated as DMRT like family B with proline rich C-terminal 1. Bases 42 to 941 code for a protein of 299 amino acids. Gene Ontology annotation, cellular component: nucleus. The transcript is spliced from 4 exons. Gene Ontology annotation, biological process: regulation of transcription by RNA polymerase II; sex differentiation; germ cell development. The record is from RefSeq and is a predicted model, not a curated record. Gene Ontology annotation, molecular function: DNA-binding transcription factor activity, RNA polymerase II-specific; RNA polymerase II cis-regulatory region sequence-specific DNA binding. NCBI's taxonomy places the organism in Eukaryota, Metazoa, Chordata, Crocodylia, Gavialidae.
GCUGCGCCUGGUUUUCAGGUGCCUGCCUGGCUGGAAGUGCCAUGGAGGCCAAGGGUGCUGAGAAGGCAGCUCUGCGAACGCCCAAGUGCUCCCGCUGCCGAAACCACGGCUUCGUGGUGCCGGUGAAAGGCCACACGGGCCACUGCCGCUGGAAGCUGUGCCCUUGCGAGAAAUGCGCGCUCAUCACAGAGCGUCAGAAGAUCAUAGCAGCCCAGAAGGCGUUGUGGAGGCAGGGCCCAGACCCCCUGCCGGGGGGGGUGUCGCUACCUGCACCCUGCACCCCAGGCCACGGCGAAGGAUGGGAGAUGCCUGCUGUCAGCUCCAGCGCCUCCGAUCAGAGCAGCCACGCGGUCGGGCAUGAGGGAGCCAAGGCUGUCCCAGGACCAGGCGGCAGCAGCAGAACGGUGACCCGCAGGGCACUAGACGCCCCUGGCUCCCCGCCCUUUGGGGACUUCGCCUACCCUGCUCUGCCUCCAGAGUGCCUGGUUAGCCCAGAAUUCCUCGAGCGAGAGCCUCCGAAAGUGUACCCGGGGUAUUCGGGUAUGUACCCUUACCACCGAUUCCCUAUGGGCUUUGCCAUCAAUCAGCCCAGCUGCAAGGGCAUACCAGCAUCUGCAGGGAUCCCCCUCCACAGAGGUUACAGACACGGUCCCAGCAGCCACGUACCAGCAAGUGCAGCUUCUCUGUCGAUUCCAGAUGCAGGUGGAGAUUUCCGACAAGGUUACUACUCUCCGCUUCCUCAGUUCAUACCGCCGGGCUUCCUGCCGGGGAUCCGCUACGUUCCAUCACCGCCCUUCCCACUCGGCGUUCCGCCUGACGCCUCCAAGGACGCAGCUGCGGCCUUCCCCGAUAGCCAGGAAUCCGGAGUGAUCUGCGAAUGCAACCAGCCAUCUUCUCAGGAGGAAACGGAUGGAGAUCAUACCGUGUACUCCAAACAGUAAAUGCUCCAGGGAACAGCUGGGUAGCACCCAUCACACUCUUCCUGACAGGGAAGAUCAUCAGUUAAUUGUGGGCUAGAUUAGAAGAGGGGAAUUCACCUAUUUUAUAGUCGUAUUAGGACUACCAGCAUCACUGCUA